This is a messenger RNA of Sebastes umbrosus (honeycomb rockfish), 569 nucleotides long. It is a transcript of the gene tal2, whose product is annotated as T-cell acute lymphocytic leukemia 2. The transcript is spliced from 2 exons. The record is from RefSeq and is a predicted model, not a curated record. NCBI's taxonomy places the organism in Eukaryota, Metazoa, Chordata, Actinopteri, Perciformes, Sebastidae. Gene Ontology annotation, molecular function: protein dimerization activity; DNA-binding transcription factor activity, RNA polymerase II-specific; RNA polymerase II cis-regulatory region sequence-specific DNA binding. The coding region runs from base 231 to 569 and encodes 112 amino acids. Gene Ontology annotation, biological process: regulation of transcription by RNA polymerase II.
CAUGCGGCAGUCUUACCCCAUCCCUCCCUCCCUCAUACUCUCUCUCUUUCUCUUUCUCUCUUAGUCUCUCCUUCCCUCUCGCUCACAAGGAUCUCUCAGCGAGCAUGAGAAGACACAACUGAGUGGACAUUCACACCGGACUGCUGGACACUCCUGGAUGACCUGCAAAGGACAACUCUGCGACUGAGAUUUCUGCACAUUUCUACACACAUACAGCUCUACUCAGCACCAUGACCAGAAAGGUGUUCACCAACACAAGGGAGCGCUGGCGCCAGCACAACGUCAACACCGCCUUCGCCGAGCUUCGCAAGCUCAUCCCCACCCAUCCUCCAGAGAAGAAGCUGAGCAAGAACGAGAUCCUGCGUCUGGCCAUGCGCUACAUCAACUUCCUGGUGCAGCUGCUGGAGAGCCAGACCGGCCAGCCGGCCAGCCACUCCCCCACCGCUCUGCUCACCUUCCUCAGAGGAAACAUGGAGCAACUGAUCUCCCCUCCACACCCCUGGGCCCUGACCAGCGACACAGAAGUCCCGUCACCUGGAUCCAGCUGCGACAGCUCCGAGGCCUGGUAG